Messenger RNA from Baudoinia panamericana UAMH 10762, 1982 nucleotides. RefSeq lists its product as uncharacterized. NCBI's taxonomy places the organism in Eukaryota, Fungi, Ascomycota, Dothideomycetes, Mycosphaerellales, Teratosphaeriaceae. The transcript has 3 exons. The record is from RefSeq and is a predicted model, not a curated record. Gene Ontology annotation, molecular function: glutamate-tRNA ligase activity; ATP binding; zinc ion binding. Bases 144 to 1982 code for a protein of 612 amino acids. Gene Ontology annotation, biological process: glutamyl-tRNA aminoacylation.
GGCGUUUGAGAUCGCAUAACUCCGCCUCGUGUCAGUCGUGGCGCGUGUCGAGGCGGAUAUGACUCGAGCAAUAUCGCGUCUUCCCAAGCACGUCUCCGAAACUUGCCCUCCAGCAUCGUCCCUUGCUUUGGCUAUGACAAGGUAUGAAAAGAACAACAUCCGCUCCGACGUGGUUUGGCAUCUUGCGCAGUACAGAUUGGAUCUGCUCGACAUGCCAGCAGCAAGCCCGUCAGGCGUAUCGGCGACAACUUCAUAAUGUGUCUCGGGCAACAACCUUCAGCAGAGGGCAAACAACAGCGAGACUGGACAUACGACAACACAAUGCCAAGCGCAACGUUACAAGCGCAUCGUCUCCCAUUGCUGGUCUCACGCGUAAACCUAUCCUGCCAGAUGGACCGGCCAGAACCCGCUUCGCUCCAUCACCUACAGGCGACCUUCACAUUGGAGGUUUACGAACAGCUCUAUUCAGUUACUUGCUGGCUAAACGAACAGGUGGACAGUUUCUGGUUCGUAUAGAGGACACUGAUCAAAAAAGGCUCGUUGCAGGGGCCGAAGAGCGCCUGCUUGAAAACUUAGAAUGGGUUGGUCUACAGUGGGACGAAGGUCCCAAAGCAGGUGGACCGUACGGUCCAUACAAGCAGUCUGAACGCAAUGACAUCUACCAGCAACAUGCCAACGAGCUGCUAAAUGCUGGCUCGGCUUAUCGAUGUUUCUGCACUCCGCAAGCGCGAACUCAAGGUAGUGCCAAGUUCGUACUGUCUGGCUGCUCCCAGAAUUGCUCGUCUUUGUCAAGCGAGGAAUCACAAGACCGCGCUUUCGACAACAAGCAGCCCUUCACAGUGAAGAUUCAGCGAGCGAAGCCGGAUCCGAAACGUGUAUACCCCGAUCUCAUAUACGGCAAGAUCCAACCUCUGAAACAGAACGUCGCUGCUAACCUAUCCGAUGGCGACGAUGAAGUGAGCGUCAGCGUAGCAGACGUCAUCCUGAUGAAGUCCGACGGCACGCCAACCUACCACUUCGCCAACGUGGUAGACGACCACCUGAUGAAGAUCACCCACGUCAUCCGCGGCUCGGAAUGGAUGGCCAGCACACCCCUGCACUACGAUCUCUACUCAGCCUUCGGCUGGCAGCCACCCUUAUUCGCGCACGUCGGCCUGCUGGUUGACGAGAACAAGGCGAAGCUCUCCAAACGCAGCGCACACCUGGCGUUGGAUGUGCGAAAUAUGCGCGCAGAGCAUGACGUCUUGCCCGAAACCCUUGUCAAUUUCCUUGCGUUGCUUGGGUGGAGCAACCCUACACGGAACGAUGUCUUUGAUAUGCAGGGAUUGAUUGAGCAUUUUGACUUGAAGCUGACGAAGGGGAACACGAUGGUGAAGUUCGAUAAGUUGUGGUUUCUGCAGAAGCAGCAUGUGGCACGGCGGUGUGAGAAGGUUAGGUCGACGGGCGAUCGGAGCUCGUUAGCUUCCCUCGUCGAUCGGAUCGUGGAGGAGGUCGUGCUGCGGUUCCCGCAGGUGAAGGAACGCUUCCCGGAGGACGAGAAGUUGAGGGACUACUGUGAGGACAUCCUGCUCGCCGACGGCAAGAUGUUUCAGACGGUGAAGCAGUUUGUGGAACGGAAUCGUUAUUUCUUCUCUUCCGAACGACGUACUGAUCCUGAGUACCUCGACGGGACGAGGCUUACCAGAAACGUUGACAUCGUCCUCUCGGUAUUAGUGCAUGCCGCGGAACGUGAAGGCUUGUUCGGACGCGGUGGCCCAAUGGACAGCAAUAGCAUUGAGAAGAAACACCGGCUUCAUGCCGAGGUGAUGCGGUACCUGAGGCAGGGACUUUGUAAUGGCCUGCCUGGGCCGAGUAUUGGAAUCGUGAUGGCUAUACUCGGUCAUCGUGAAGUCCUUCGCCGCCUGCAAAUCGAACCCAAAGUCGGCGAGGGGAGAUAUCUGGAGCCGCCGUGCGAUGCUGAAGGCAGCAUGCAGGCGGCUUGA